AUGCCUCCGAUUUCUGGUCAGUCACUCCUUGUUAUUGGCGGCUCGUCUGGCAUCGGUGCCGCUGUCGCCAGAUUAGCUGCCGAGCAAGGCGUCCGCGUGUCCAUCGCGUCGUCCAAUCCCACCCGGGUGGCCAACGCCGUCACAAAAAUACAAUCGCAGGCGUCAAUCCCUGACACGCACAUCCGGGGAUUCACCAUCGACCUUUCCCUGCCCGAUGUCGAGCAACGCCUCGAGAGACUCCUUACGGAGACCACGGCCGACUCCCGGCUCGACCACAUUGUUGUCACCGCGGGUCGAGCGGCAAUGCUGCCCAUUACAAGGACCGACCGGGAGUAUAUGCUUGGUCAGGCCCAGCUGACCCUUGUCGUCCCCGCAUUGCUCGCCAAACUCGCCCCGCGUUUUCUGAAGCCGAGUUACACCUCGAGCCUCGUUUUCUGCGGUGGCCGGCUCGGUGAGAAGCCCAUCAAGGGAUGGCCGGCCGCCGCUGCUUACGCGGCCGGGCUGGACGGGUUGACUCGCGCGCUGGCGCUAGACCUCGCUCCUCUCCGGGUCAACGUCGUGCACCCUGGUGCGACGGAGACAGAAAUCUGGGGGCCCACACCGGAGCAGCGGAGGGGGACGAGGGAGUUCUUUGCUUCGACGGCGCUGCUAGGCAAGGUCGGGACACCAGAGGAGGUGGCUGAGGCGUUUGUCUAUUUGCUCAAGGAUUCGAAUAUUACGGGCACCAGCCUGCAUUCAAGUGGAGGCGUGCUGGUGCAGUGA
Molecule: messenger RNA, 762 nt
Organism: Aspergillus udagawae
Lineage: Eukaryota; Fungi; Ascomycota; Eurotiomycetes; Eurotiales; Aspergillaceae
Product: SDR family NAD(P)-dependent oxidoreductase
Exons: 1
Coding region: 1-762 (253 amino acids)
Molecular function (GO): oxidoreductase activity
Source: RefSeq, a predicted model, not a curated record